AUGAAGGACGCAAAGCCCUCGCCGCAGGCCGCCAAGUCCUCAAAGGGGACUGUCACCAAGGGGGAAGGGACGUCCAUCGGAGCUGCAAGUGGGCAGGCCAAUGAAGCUGCUGUCAAAAAGGCCACCAAGAAAAUGAAGAAGGCGUUGGACAAGGCGAUUAGGGCGCACGACGAUGGUGAUUUUAUAUCCUCCAUAGACCUUCUAGAGGAGGUCAAGGAGGACGCUGAGUUUGAUUUCGAGGAGGAAGAACUAGAGGAGUUGAUCUGGACUUUCGUCGAGAGAAACUGCAGCGAUUCCGACGUUGUCAAAUUUCUCGUCGAGCAAGGUCUUGAGCUCGAAAGAGAUUCGUGCAAUGACGACACUCCUCUGGUUUGGGCAGUCAGCCAUGGAAGGUUUGAUGCAGUUGAGGCACUCCUGAAGGCGGGGGCCAACCCCACCGAUGAUGACUAUGUUUUUGUCAACGCAGCCUCUUUCUUGAACGGGAGUAUGUUAAGGCUUUUGAUCAAAUACGGCGCAAAUGUCAACGCCGGGUCAGAAAGGGACGGGACCAUUCUGCAUAUGAUCGCGAACAAGGCGGUGGCGGUGGGUGACUUGGCAUGCUUAGAACUACUAUUGGAGGCGGGCGCGAAGGAACGUUCCGCAGUUGGGGACAAGAUGGAUUCUGAUUUUCAAGCAGAGAUGACUCCGACGCAAUUGAUUCAGAAAACGUAUGGCGGGGACGCGUCCAAAGUGGGUGUUUUGGAGCGUGCGGUCGACUUGCUGUAUGAACACUCCUCGGCUGGGAAACGCGCGGCCAAACUAGAAAACAAAAUCAACGAGCUUUCCUCUGCGCUCGGCGUCGUGGCCCAAUUUUGUGAGACUUUUUCGAACCACUCGGGUGGGGGAGCAGCGGGCGGAGGGGGACUCCCGCAAGCCCAACCCGGCAUUGUGCCUGCCAACAACAUGCCUGGUUUCAUGCCUGGUUUCAUGCCUGGAUACAUGCCUGGCAUGCCAUUCCAGGGAGGAGUUCAGGGUUUUCCAGGCUUACCGGGCGUAGCACCUCCAGGUGUACCCCAAGGCCAAGCUCGUGGUGAAUCCAAGAAGGAGUCGGGUUCAGGACCCAAGAAGUAG
This is a messenger RNA of Ectocarpus siliculosus, 1110 nucleotides long. The record is from the annotation of a GenBank genome assembly. NCBI's taxonomy places the organism in Eukaryota, Phaeophyceae, Ectocarpales, Ectocarpaceae.